AUGCCCGCUCCAGCAGGAACGAAACGUGUGCGAGGCGUCCAGAUUCACCGUCCCUUCGUCUACGGCACCGAAGCAGUCCCCUUUGACCCAGCCAACCGACCUAAGAAUGCACCGGCGGAUCAUACACAUUCAUGGAAAGUCUUUGUCCGCGGCAUCAACAAUGAAGACAUCUCCUACUGGUUGAGGAAGGUUCAAUUCAAGCUUCAUGACACCUAUCCUAACAGUCUCCGUAUGAUUGAAGGCCCUCCAUUUGAGGUUGAGGAGACGGGCUGGGGUGAGUUCGAAAUUGCUAUCAAGUUCUACUUUGUGCCAGAGAGCACGGAGAAGCCACAGUCUAUUUGGCAUGGGCUAAAGCUGCAUCCUUACGGCGAUGAUAUUGAAGGGAAGAAGGAGCGCAGGGAGAUGGUGAAGAGCAUCUGUUAUGAGGAGGUUCUGUUUAAUGAGCCGGUGGAGCAGUUUUAUGAUGUUUUGACUGGGGGAGGUACAAAUGUAAGAGGGAAGGCCAGCGCAAAGAUGGGGAAAGCGUCCGCGAGAGGAAUGCCUACCGCAGAAAUACCAGAAAGAAUCAGCAAAGACAACGUCUACAGCCGAGAGCAGGAGUCAAGGGAGUUGGACCGGCUGGGUGUUGCUAUCAAGACGGUUGAAAACCAGAUUACAGAAGAGAAGAAGAGAUUGAUCGAAGAGGAGACCAAAUUGGCUGAGCUGGAGAAGACCGAAGGUAGACCACUGAACAAGAAGAGAUGA
Messenger RNA from Endocarpon pusillum Z07020, 744 nucleotides. RefSeq lists its product as uncharacterized. Bases 1 to 744 code for a protein of 247 amino acids. The transcript has 2 exons. Gene Ontology annotation, biological process: regulation of DNA-templated transcription. NCBI's taxonomy places the organism in Eukaryota, Fungi, Ascomycota, Eurotiomycetes, Verrucariales, Verrucariaceae. The record is from RefSeq and is a predicted model, not a curated record.